UAUAUGUUGAGAAAUCACAAAGAAUAAUAAUCAUGAGUGGAAGUGGUGCUUGCGUUUAUAAAAACCCUUCAUAUAAUACAACAACCAUGUUCUCUUUGAACCAAAACAAAAAUAAUCAAUCUCAAGUACAAGUACUACAAAACACAACCAAAAUCGAAAACUCAAAAUCAUGUUUCACUUCUACAUGUACUGGUAGUAUUUUUCAGAUGCCAUUGCACUAUCCAAGGUACAAAAAAUCCGAUUACGAGACGAUGCCGAUGUGGAAACUCGAUUGCCUUCUCAGACAAUAUGGACUACCGGUGAUCGGAGAUGUCAAUCACAAGAGGAAGUUUGCUAUGGGAGCUUUCCUUUGGCCUAGCCAAAAUUAAAUACGUGAAUGGACGAGUUCUGCAGAUUUAACUGAACGUUACUGAAAAAUUAUGAAUUAUAUUCUAGAAAUUGUAAUAUUGAACUAUGAUCAUAGUCAUGUUUUAGUAUACUAGUUCCACACACGAGCGUUGCACGUGUUCCCCAAGCUAAAUUGCAUGAAGUUGUUGUAACGAUGUGUUUGUAUGACCUCUUUGAUAUUAAAGAUGAAGAAACCACAAAUAUUGUGAAAUAAAAAUAAUUAUAUGUUAAAUGA
Messenger RNA from Solanum pennellii, 622 nucleotides. RefSeq lists its product as uncharacterized. The record is from RefSeq and is a predicted model, not a curated record. Bases 33 to 368 code for a protein of 111 amino acids. NCBI's taxonomy places the organism in Eukaryota, Viridiplantae, Streptophyta, Magnoliopsida, Solanales, Solanaceae. The transcript has a single exon.